AUGGAUAUGCUGGCAUCUUCACCAUCGGCUAGUACCUCACAAGACAAUUCACCAACGAAAGGGGACAUUUCAAGUGAUAGAAGCACGUCAACAAGUGCAGUGAUGGUGGAUGACCCUAAAUCGAGUGCUUCGUCAUUACUGGAUCUAAUAGCCCCAAAAUCUUACGGGAGUGAUCCAUCUGAUUCGAGUCAUGUUCAAGUAGCCGAUGAGGCUAGUGAGGAAUCGUUGUCACUUAUUGAUGAAUCUAUCAGUAAACUUCGGAAUCUGCGUGCCACGUUGUCGUCACCAGAUGCGGCUUCUGCUCGGCUGGAAAUCAAAACGCUCCCGCCGAUGAAUCAGAUUCAAUUCAUCCAGCUGUGCAAAACGUUGCACGAUAUACUGAUUGCUGACAAGGAAAAUCAUCAGCUAAGUGCGAAAUUAUCGGAAGUUGAAAGCUGUUCGCAGCUGGGAUUGCUAGAGGUAAAUCUCAAUAAACGCUUCAGCAGAUUGUUCUAUGCACCAGUCCCUGCUUUUCACUGGAUAACUCAAGCAGUCAGUAGUCCAGAGAGAAAGAGCUCAGUGACAGGUGUUUAG
Cooperia oncophora is the source of this 573-nucleotide messenger RNA. NCBI's taxonomy places the organism in Eukaryota, Metazoa, Nematoda, Chromadorea, Rhabditida, Trichostrongylidae. The record is from the annotation of a GenBank genome assembly.